Amphiprion ocellaris (clown anemonefish) is the source of this 2016-nucleotide messenger RNA. RefSeq names its product inhibitor of growth family, member 5a (gene ing5a). The transcript has 8 exons. Gene Ontology annotation, molecular function: chromatin binding. Gene Ontology annotation, cellular component: nucleus. The coding region runs from base 195 to 920 and encodes 241 amino acids. Lineage: Eukaryota; Metazoa; Chordata; Actinopteri; Pomacentridae. Gene Ontology annotation, biological process: positive regulation of DNA-templated transcription; positive regulation of apoptotic signaling pathway. The record is from RefSeq and is a predicted model, not a curated record.
ACAUGUGCACUCAAGAGGAACUAACCGACACCGCCGGUUUGUGUUUGUGCGCGUCUUUCACUGUAGGUAGCAGCGUGUGUCUCCGGCCCACUGACCGACGGGCAGCCCGGUGUCACAAAACAAACCCUCCCCAACUCUCAGGCCAACACUUUGAGCUAACGAGAGUAACGCAGGAGCUAAACAGCUAACCCGAAAUGGCGACUGCAAUAUACUUGGAACAUUACCUUGACAGUAUUGAAAACCUACCAUGUGAGCUACAGAGGAACUUUACUUUGAUGCGGGACCUGGACAAUAGGACGGAAGAAAAGAAAGGAGAGAUCGACAAACUGGCUGAAGAGUACAUAGCGAAUGUGAAGAACCUGGCUUCAGAGCAGAGAGUGGAACAUCUGCAGAAGAUUCAAAAUGCCUACAGCAAGUGCAAAGAGUUCAGUGACGACAAAGUCCAGCUUGCAAUGCAGACGUAUGAAAUGGUGGACAAACAUAUCCGCAGACUGGACGCAGAUCUGGCCCGGUUUGAGAAUGAGCUAAAGGAGAAACUGGAAGUGAGUGGCUAUGAAAGUGGAGAAGGAAGAGCACUGAAAAAGGGUGAAAUGCGAGGGUUGAGAGAGAAGCGUGGAUCCAGGGGAAGAGGAAGGAAAGGCUCUGAUGAAGAUUCUCCCCGAAAGAAAAAGAUGAAAAACAGCCCAGACUUGAGCGACGCUCUCCUGCCUAUGCAGCCAUCAGACGUCCUGGACAUGCCAGUUGAUCCCAAUGAGCCUACAUACUGCCUGUGUCAUCAAGUGUCAUACGGAGAGAUGAUUGGAUGCGAUAAUCCAGAUUGUCCCAUUGAAUGGUUUCACUUUGCUUGCGUUGAUCUCGCCACAAAACCCAAAGGAAAAUGGUUUUGCCCAAGAUGCACCCAAGACAGGAAGAAGAAAUGAGCUUUCUUUUUUUCAGAAAAGCUUAAGCAGUGUAUGUAUUUUUUGUGUAGUUUACUAGUGUAAUAUAUAUAUAUAUUUCAGUCCUUACAACUCUCCAUAGAAAUGGUGGGUCAUACAGCUUUCUUUAUAGGCCUAAUCCGGAUUUAGAGUAUAGCUACUGUUGUGGCACCGUUAUUCCCUCUCUACUGGCUUUACGAUGUCCAGACAGCUGUCUUUGUCCAGUAGCUUUUGAAUAGAUAAUUUACCUAUAUGUUUGUGUACUCUGGGUGAAUUACUCUCGACAGUGGAGUUUCACAAAUUAUUACCAAUCAGACAGUCCAGAAAGUCAUAUGCUGUAUAUAUCGUCAUUACUAACAAACUCAGAAAUCCCGGAUUGUGGCAUUAGUAUACUUGAAAUGUCAGUUUUAUAAAGACUUAUUUUUAAACAAAUUAACAGCCUGCUGAGAAUUUACAAUUUAAACACCUGAGUCCUUACCUGAAAUGUUGAUGGUAAAAAGGAAUUAUGUGUCAGAUUUUCUGUUACUACCUCCUUAAGGAAUACAUCAGCGCUGCGUCAAUGACUGCAGUUGAUACCAGUGUAAACAAUUGUUUUGAUUAGCUUGAACCAAACUAGCAAAGCAAUGUUAAUCCAUCCUGUAAUGAGUUUCAACAAAAAACCUGCGACAUUUUUGAAUGUAUUGUGGUACUAAUGGUCAGUCAGUCAGUGUCUCUUGUCAACUGAACGAGGUAUUUAAGCACUUUGAAUGAAAUUUUCCCCAGAACAGGUUUGAUACUGCAGGCUUGGUUUUAUGAUAUGGUGUAUCUCAUUUAAAACUUUGCCACAGCACAUCACUUCAAACCAUAUAUGGAAAUAUAUAUAUUUUGUAUGAUAUGAAAUGAUAUUUUGUGGACACAUUUUUUUCCAAAGAUAUAUUUGUUGUAUUGCUUACUUACUGGUGAAAACUCAGAUUUUAUUUAAUAGAAUUUUAGCCUGUUCUUUCAUAUUCAACUGUGAAUAUCUCUCAUUUAGGUGUAAGCCACAAAUUAAAGAACCAAAGUCUUUGUAUUUUGUAAAAUUCAGUAUUUUAUAACAAAUAAAUAUUCACUAUUACUCGUG